Messenger RNA from Synchiropus splendidus (mandarinfish), 2193 nucleotides. RefSeq names its product G patch domain containing 4 (gene gpatch4). The coding region runs from base 125 to 1357 and encodes 410 amino acids. The record is from RefSeq and is a predicted model, not a curated record. The transcript is spliced from 8 exons. Lineage: Eukaryota; Metazoa; Chordata; Actinopteri; Syngnathiformes; Callionymidae. Gene Ontology annotation, biological process: regulation of ribosome biogenesis. Gene Ontology annotation, molecular function: nucleic acid binding. Gene Ontology annotation, cellular component: nucleolus.
GUGACGUAUUUCCGGUGGUAUGUCAGCCCGCUGCGAGUAGCACAUGGCUAAAAACACGGCGGUCUUCUAGUGUUUCACCCUGUUCACUGGCGUUUAAGUUAAAGAUAUCUACAGGAGUUUACAGAUGGCUGAAGUGGUGCAGGAGAAAAGUCGAGGAUUGACAUUUGCUGAGAAGCAACUUAAACGUCAUGGUUGGAAAGAAGGAAAAGGGCUGGGCCGUGAGGAAAAUGGCAUAUCGGAGGCCAUCAAGGUUAAAGUAAAAUGCAACAAGGGAGGGGUGGGCCACAAGGAAGGAGAGCAGUUUACUUUCCACUGGUGGGAUCACGUCUUCAAUAAAGCUUCAUCCAGUCUGCAGGUGGAGUCCGAUCAGAAUGGCAUUGUUUUGAAGAAAACAGAAGUGAGUGAAGACGAUGGCAGUCCACUCUCCAAUAAGAAACCUCGGAAAGCCUCACUGGCUAAAGCCAAACUCUAUGGAUGCUUCGUAAAGUCGGCCACAUUGCUGUCUGGUCAGGAACAACCAGAGGCAAAGUCUUCCAAGUCAGACGACAGUAGCAGCAGCAGCAGUUCCGAUGAGGACGAUGAUCAACGACUGGAUCUCUCCAGCACCACCAAGAUUUCUGAUUCUGCUCUAAUGAAGGCCUGCGGAGGGCGAACUGCUCACAAAGGAGCCAGACACGGUUUGACCAUGAGUGCCAAGCUAGCCCGCCUGGAGCAGCAGGAAGCUGAGUUCAUGGCCAAGUACGGCAAGAAGACGCUCUCCGCUAGCGAGGCAACAACUGCGGGCAGCUCUCAGUCGACAGACCAGGAAGUCGUGGGGAAGAUAGAAGAAAAUUCCACAGUUAAAACAAAGAAAAAGAAAAAGUCCAAGAAGAAAAGUCCUGAGUUAAUUCCUGUAGUGGAUGAAGCCAUUCCUGAGGAGGGUAUUAAGACCAGUAAGAAGAAAAAGAAAAGCAAAUCACAAGGGGUCACAGGGGAAACGAUUCAGCCGGUUGCUCUUCAAGAAGAAGUGGUACAAACUGAGGAAGUCGAGCAUAUCCAGGUGACCAAAAACAAACAUAAAAAGAAGGGAACCAGCACUGGGGAGGAUAUGACAUCCUCCGAGUUUACUGGUCAGGAAACGACCGCUGACUCUGACAGUAAAAUGAGAAAGAAGAAAAAGAAAUCAUCCAAACACUAUAAUGAAGAGGAGAACUGUGACUCUAAAACCAGCUCAAGAGAGUGUGUCGAUCAAGAUUCGGAUAUUGAGGAGACUGAACCCAGUGGGACGCAGAAAAGGAAGAAGUGUAAAAAGGACAAAGAGGGCCAUGAGGAGGAGCUGAGACCAAAGAAGAGGAAGAAGAAAUCAAAAGAUGCAUAAGUUACGACAAGCUGCUUAUUAUAAUAAAAGCAUGAGAAGUAGUUGGUCAUAAUAUUGUGGCUGGUAAUACAUUUUUAUGCCGUGAAUGAACUGUGCAUGGAACCUGAUGGAUUUUGUAUCUGUUUUUAUUGAUGAAAUUAAAUGUACAGCUGAAAUUUGCAUGAGCUCAUCUGUCACUUUAAAUGAAAGCUUCUCUUCUGGUAAAGAGGAAGACAGAACUUCCGCCACGUGUACGCUCCAGCUGCACUCAAGACAAUCGUUUCCAUUUCACUGUCUAAAAUGAUAAGCCGUGAGCGUUCUAAAGAACGUACCUGACCCAGACAUAGAAUCUUAUGGCUCAGGCCAAUUGUCUAAGUUGAAGUCAGAAGUCAGCUAUGCUUCUGUGGAAGAAUGUAAUGUUUUAACUAGAGGUGGAUGUGAUGUUAAAAAACAAUCUAAUUAGAGGUUUUAUUAUUUAUCACUCGAGAUGAAUCGUAUUUUAAUAUGUGCACUAGAAUGUGUGCUCAUAGGCUGAAUCAGGAUGGAAGUGCUCCAGUGAUGCAUGAACUCUUUGCAGCGUGAAGUACACAGAACACAAUAUCAUUUAGUCUCCUUCAUGUUUUGGUUAUGACAUCACACUGUAUGUGGAAUUUAUGCACAGAAAAAUGUCCCCUGGCAAAGAAACUUUAAGUGGGAUUAAUCAGCUGUUAUAUUUGAAUGUAUUUACUUCAGAAAAAUGAAUGUCCCAGUCCUAGUUUUACCUUUUAAGUUUGUACAACUGCAACUGUUUCACCACUAGAACUUCUGUUUAGUAUUCCAGAUCACACCUCUGACACACUGUUCAUCAUCAUGUUGAA